AUGACUUCACAAUCUACCUCAAACAAAACAUUAAACAGAAUUAUGACUUCACAAUCUACCUCAAACAAAACAUUAAACAGAAUUAUGACUUCACAAUCUACUUCAAACAAAACAGAUGGACAAUCUACUAAAAUUUCAUCAACCACUAAAUAUACAAAAUACACUAUUACAACUUCAGAAUGGCAUUACCUAAAGAUAAAAAUUAACUUUGACCCACCAUCCGGUGCAUUACCGACUAUAACAUCGUUGGCACUUCGUUCACUAAUUAGCAGAUCAUUAUCUGAUGUGUUUGGAGUCAUUGGAUCUGGUGUUCACGUUGAUAUUUUAUAUUGGAGUGGUGAUGACAGUCAAAAUGAAGAAUAUAUUGGAGUGAUUAGAGUUCCAAGAGAAGACUUAACAACAUUAUGGAGCUCGCUUACAUUAUUUAAUGCGACUUUAGAUGUUGGAGAUCAAACUAGUAAAGAAAUUAAUUUUGAA
Racocetra persica is the source of this 477-nucleotide messenger RNA. Lineage: Eukaryota; Fungi; Glomeromycota; Glomeromycetes; Diversisporales; Gigasporaceae. The record is from the annotation of a GenBank genome assembly.